This is a messenger RNA of Ramularia collo-cygni, 1908 nucleotides long. Its product is annotated as related to very long-chain acyl-CoA synthetase/fatty acid transporter. The transcript is spliced from 5 exons. Lineage: Eukaryota; Fungi; Ascomycota; Dothideomycetes; Mycosphaerellales; Mycosphaerellaceae. The coding region runs from base 1 to 1908 and encodes 635 amino acids. Gene Ontology annotation, molecular function: long-chain fatty acid-CoA ligase activity; long-chain fatty acid transmembrane transporter activity. The record is from RefSeq and is a predicted model, not a curated record.
AUGGCGUUUUCUACCGGAGCGGCCGUCAUCGGUGUGGGUGCGGCGGCAGCAUACAUUGAUGCAAAGUACCACAUUUCAAAAGACAUUGGAACGAUUCGAGAGGAGAGACGAGCUCGUCGAUUACCGGACCUCCGUGCCAAGCAAAAGAAGGUCUCGUUGUGGUAUUCUUUCGAAGAGCAAGCAAAGUUACGCAAGGAUGAGCCAUGUCUGUGGUACCGGGCCCAUCCAACUGACACUGCUUCGCAACACACAUACACGGAAACGCUCGACAUCUCGAACAAAUAUGCCCGGUUCUUAUUGGACAAUGGCGUACGGCCUGGAGAACUCGUUGGAACAUGUCUGCUCAAUUCUCCAGAAUUCAUGUUCAACUUGAUCGGCUGCUGGGCAAUUGGAUGUGCUCCAGCAUUGAUCAACACUAAUCUGGCUGGUGCUGCAUUGUUGCACUGCCUGAAAGUCGCAAAAUGCAAGAUCUUCAUCGUCGACGAAGAUGCGGACUGCCAACAACGUGUUGAAGAGGUCAGAAGCGAGAUCGAGGAGCUCGGCAUGAGAAUCAUCAUAUUGGAUGCAGAGACCAAGGCCACGAUCUCAAGCAUGGAGGCCUCACGACCAGAAGAUCUCUACCGGAGCAAGGUCACUCCCACAUUUCCAAUCUUCUUAAUCUACACGAGCGGCACUACAGGGAUGCCAAAGGCAUGUGCAUUUCCAACCGCGGCCGGCUAUCCACAAGGCCUAUCGCAGCAACGAACCACUGGACUCAGACCCGGGGACGUUUGGUAUGAUCCCAUGCCACUGUACCACGCCACAGGAUGUGUCAUCGCCRUAGCUUGCAUAACGAGCGGUCUGAAGCUUGCUAUUGGCAAAAAGUUCAGCGUGAGCAACUUCUGGAAAGACGUUCAUGACUCGGGUGCCAAUGCGCUUGUGUAUGUUGGGGAGACUGCAAGGUACCUGCUGGCAGCUCCACCGUCACCGCUUGAUAAGGAUCAUAAGCUCAAAGCCAUGUAUGGGAACGGCAUGAGACCUGACGUCUUCAGCAAGUUCAUGGAGCGUUUCAACAUACCAGUCGUAAACGAGUUCUUCAACUCUUCCGAGGGUAUGCUAUCGCUGCUCAAUGUCUGUCGCGGACCCUUCCACAUCGGCCACGUAGGUCACCAUGGUGCACUUCAGCGGUGGCGAUACAGAAACCAUUACGUUCCAGUUCAAAUCGACCACGAAUCAGACUCMGGAGACAAGAUCUGGCGAGAUCCCAAGACUGGCUUCGCUCGUCGAAACAAAUACGAAGAUGGAGGCGAAAUCAUCGUUGCGUGUCAAUCUGAGGAUGCCUGGGGAGGAUACUGGAACAACCCCGACGCCACAGCAAAGAAGUUCGAGCGCGAUGUCUUCAAAAAGGGCGAUUUGUACUACCGCACGGGCGAUUCUCUAAGAAGAGACCACGAUGGGCGAUGGUUCUUCAUGGAUCGGCUAGGUGACACCUUCCGAUGGAAGAGCGAGAAUGUUUCCACAGCCGAAGUGGCUGAAGUACUCGGAAGAUUCUCCGGCCUCGUGGAGGCGAAUGUCUAUGGAGUGGAACUCCCCGGCCACGAUGGUCGAGCGGGCUGUGCAGCCAUCUACAUUCGACCGAAUGAGCGCGCAUCAUUCGACUACGCUGGGCUGACGAAACAUGCCAGAAAGGGAUUGCCACGCUAUGCUGUUCCACUCUUUCUGAGGGUGGUGGAGAAUAGCACGCCGUCGCAUAAUAAUAAGCAAAACAAAGUUGRGCUCAGAGGGGAAGGUGUGGAUCCUAAGAAGAUCGCUGAGGGUAAGGCUGGCAAGAAUGAUACUAUCUUGUGGCUGGCUCCGGGAGCCGACUCGUAYCAGCCGUUCUUGGAGAAGGAUUGGAAUGGCAUUGUUGGUGGAAAGGUGCGGCUGUGA